CUCCAAACUUUAACAAACACUUCCCCUUCUUUUUCCUUCAUCGAGAAAAAGGUACAGUUUUGAUUUUGAGCUUUACUCCAAAAAUCCCCCUUCACUGCAAAAAUUCCGCUUUUCUCAUUCUUUCCCUUUUGAUUCAACCUCAUUCUUAAAGACUGCAGUCCUCCAAUCCUCGAGGCAAUUGUAGAACAAUGGCAAAAAUUGGGAGCAUUAGUUCCAUAAAUAGAACAAAAAAAAAAAAAAAAUCAACUAGGGCUUCAGACAUUUUCUCAAUACUGAGAGAUUCAAUCAAAAUUUUAAAGAGAGAUGCCUUGCCUCAAUCUCUUCACAAAUGUUAGUCUUGAUGGAGUCGGCACCUCGUCAAUUCUCUCUGAGGCCACGCAAACAGUUGCAAAGAUCAUUGGGAAGCCCGAAGCUUACGUGAUGAUAUUGCUUAAUGGAUCAGUGCCAAUAUCUUUUGCGGGUAAAGAACACCCAGCAGCAUAUGGUGAACUUACUUCCAUUGGUGGAUUGAAUCCUGAUAUCAACAAGAAAUUGAGUGCUGAAAUUGCUUCUAUUAUGGAAACUAAGUUGUCAGUUCCAAAAUCUCGCUUCUAUCUCAAGUUCAAUGAUACAGAGGGUUCAAAUGUUGGAUGGAAUGGUUCUACUUUCUAGGAUUUUCACUUUAGCAACUUUUUCUGGGGUCUGAAUAAUAUCCAAAAGCAUUAUACAGUUCUUUAGUGCCAGUCUGUUUGCUGUGUUGGGAUACAGAAAAGAUACAUCAUGAUGUUUUCUUAGUAGAACUUGAUUCAAACAUCCUAUGUAUCCUCAGUUGUUAGAGGCUUAACAUAAGAAGGAUCUCAUGCAUAUCUUGUAUUCAACUUCAUUUUCAGAAUAAAUGAAUAUGAUUUCAGAUUCAUCUCAUAUCAUGUCCAAAUACUUAUCCAAA
Messenger RNA from Asparagus officinalis (garden asparagus), 925 nucleotides. RefSeq names its product macrophage migration inhibitory factor homolog. The transcript is spliced from 3 exons. The record is from RefSeq and is a predicted model, not a curated record. Gene Ontology annotation, molecular function: phenylpyruvate tautomerase activity. The coding region runs from base 304 to 651 and encodes 115 amino acids. Lineage: Eukaryota; Viridiplantae; Streptophyta; Magnoliopsida; Asparagales; Asparagaceae.